Molecule: messenger RNA, 4136 nt
Organism: Ricinus communis (castor bean)
Lineage: Eukaryota; Viridiplantae; Streptophyta; Magnoliopsida; Malpighiales; Euphorbiaceae
Product: kinesin-like protein NACK2
Exons: 15
Coding region: 1069-3912 (947 amino acids)
Biological process (GO): microtubule-based movement
Molecular function (GO): microtubule motor activity; ATP binding; microtubule binding
Source: RefSeq, a predicted model, not a curated record
ACUCCCUAUCGGUUCGUGGGCUUGCUUCCAUUUUCGAAUUAUUACAAGACGUUACAAGAGUUGUUUGUCUCGUUUUCAGCAAUCUACAAACUUGUGUGGCUCUAUAAUAAAUAAUCGCAGUGGAAAAUAUAAAACUCAGUCGCUGUCAGUUUAAGGUUUUAUUUAAAAAAAAAAAUAAAAAAAAAAAAAUAAUGGCCUGAGAACACAUUUUCAAACAAGAAAACAUGAAUUUUCCCUUCCCAAACAAGAGCGGGCAGCGAGAAUAAGAAGAGACCAUGGACUAGAUUUUGGGCUUUCACAUAUUAAACUUAGACGGUGUGGUCGACGAAGCGCCAUUAUUAACAAAUAAAUGACAAAAAGAAAAUGAUUAUGGACAAAAAGGAUUUGAUUAGUAAACAAAAAGAAAAAUGAUACUCACAGAUUAGACUUCAACCUUUUGGACCACAAAUGAAAUUAUGAUCAGACACAAAAACUGAAGGCACAAUAUUGACAAAGAAAAUCAAAAUAAAAUAAAAUAAAUGGGAAAAUUCCAGGUGGGCGUGAGGCUAUCAGUAAAAUGAGAUAUUAUACACGUGUACAUAUGAAUGAUGGUGACCGCCACGGUGGCCACCCACCAGCCAACGAGAGUCUUAGACACACACACUCUCUCUCUAUCUGAAUUCAAAUAGAUAAAUAAGUGGAUGCUUUCACAGGUGCGUGCGCGCACUCACCGGAAAAAUACGAAAUAAAGUAACAGAAGUAGCCGUUACAUCCUCUCUCUCUCUCUCUCUCUCUCUCUCUGCAACUUCAAUUCAUUCGCUGACCCCGAAAAGAAAAGAAGAAAAAAGAGGAAAAUACUGAAAAUAACUUCUUCUUACUCUUGAAAGUACUUUGCUCAACGUUCUCUUUAACUCUCCGUUACGACUAAUAUUCUUCCUUUUCUUUUGAUUUUUUUUUUCCGUUGUUAUUGCUUCACCGGCGCAUUCUUGAUUUCCCGACCACUCUUUUCAGCCGCUCUCUCUUUGGCCUCUCAGCAACUUCAACUUCACUAGUAUGAAUGCAAGAGAUCAUUGGUAUUGAAGGAGAACAAUGGUAGGGACUCCUGGCACACCUGCGUGUAAGAUACAGAGAACACCAUCUACAACUCCAGGAGGUUGUUCAAGAAUUCGUGAGGAAAAGAUUUUAGUUACAGUUAGAAUAAGGCCGUUAAGCAGAAAGGAACAAGCGUUAUAUGAUCUUAUUGCUUGGGAUUGCCCUGAUGAUCAUAGUAUAGUUUACAAGAACCCCAAUCAUGAGCGCCCCGCAGUGCCAUACACAUUUGAUAAAGUUUUUGAUGCUGCUAGCUCAACACAAAAGGUGUAUGAAGAAGGGGCUAAGAAUGUUGCUCUUUCUGCUCUUAUGGGAAUGAAUGCAACCAUCUUUGCAUAUGGGCAAACUAGUAGUGGCAAAACGUUUACCAUGAGAGGAAUCACCGAAAAUGCCAUCAAGGACAUCUAUCAGCACAUAAAAAAUACUCAAGAGAGGGAAUUUGUUCUGAAAAUAUCUGCCUUGGAGAUCUACAAUGAAACUGUUAUAGAUCUUUUGAACCGUGAAUCUGGUUCCCUUAGGCUUUUGGAUGAUCCUGAGCAGAAAGGAACCACAGUGGAAAAGUUAGUUGAAGAAGUUGUUAGGGACAGCCAACAUUUAAGGCACUUGAUUGGAAUCUGUGAAGCUCAAAGGCAAGUUGGAGAAACUGCACUAAAUGAUAAAAGUUCAAGAUCGCAUCAGAUAAUACGGCUGACCAUUGAGAGCUCACUCCGGGAAAAUUCAGGACGUGUGAAGUCCUUUUUAGCCAGUUUGAAUCUUGUGGACCUUGCUGGAAGUGAACGUGCAUCCCAAACAAAUGCGGAUGGUACAAGAUUGAAGGAAGGCAGUCAUAUUAACCGCAGCUUGUUGACACUCACGACAGUAAUUAGAAAGCUAAGUGGUGGAAAAAGGAGUGGUCACAUACCCUAUAGAGACUCGAAACUCACACGGAUAUUGCAGCACUCGCUGGGGGGUAAUGCCCGGACUGCUAUCAUAUGUACUAUAAGUCCAGCAUUAAGUCAUGUGGAGCAAACAAGGAACACCCUUUCAUUUGCAACUAGCGCAAAGGAGGUUACCAACAAUGCUCAAGUAAACAUGGUUGUUGCGGAUAAGAGUUUAGUUAAGCAUUUGCAGAAGGAAGUGGCCAGACUUGAAGCAGAGUUACGAAGUCCAGAGCCUUCUAGUUCUUGUUUAAAGAGUAUACUAAUGGAAAAGGAUUUGAAAAUUGAGCAGAUGGAGAGAGAAAUGAAAGAGCUGAAGCGCCAGAGAGAUCUUGCACAGUCCCAGCUUGAACAAGAAAGAACAGUACACAAGCAGCUGAAGGGACAAAACCAGGGCCCGUCCAGCCAAGUAGUUAGGUGCCUUUCUUUUCCUAUUGAGGAUGAAACAGCUAUAGCUAAGCAUACUCCAGAAACACGACAAAGAAAUGUAGGUGGAAGGCAGGCAAUGAUUAGGCAGUCAAUCACUUCUACAGAUCCAUCCUUGCUUGUUCAAGAGAUACGGAAGCUCGAGCAGCUGCAGAGGCAACUUGGUGAGGAAGCAAAUCGAGCACUUGAAGUACUUCAUAAUGAGGUAGCUUCUCACCGAUUGGGGAGUCAAGCAACUACAGAAACGAUAGCAAAGAUGCUGUCAGAAAUUAAGGACAUGCAAGUUGUUAACUCUGUUUCUGAAGUUGUGAUUGGAGAAAAAGCCAGCCUGAAGGAAGAGAUCACUCGAUUAAACUCUCAAGAAAGCACCAUUGGAUCUUUAGAAAGGAAGCUUGAUAAUGUUCAGAAAUCUAUAGAAAUGCUGGUUUCGUCGUAUGCAUGUAAUGAAGAGACUCCAGAGUUCAAGUCCCUCUUGAAAAAGAAAAAGAGCUUUCCUUUCGCAUUGAGCAACAGUUCAAACAUGCAAAAUAUCAUACGAUACCCAUGCUCUCCUCUGUCCUCUUCUCGAGGAGUAGUAAAUCAUAAUGAGAUUGAAAACAGAGUUCCCGAGACCAGUGGUUCAUUGUUUAGUGACAAUACAUCGGUUAGACCAUCUGAAGUUACUCCACUAAGAAGUGAAAAAAGUGGCUACACUUCAUCAAGGGAAGGAACUCCAAACUCGCGAUCAAAUUCAGUUAAUGUGAAAAAAAUGCAGAGAAUGUUUAAGAAUGCUGCUGAAGAGAACAUUAGGAGCAUUAGGGCUUAUGUUACUGAACUAAAAGAAAGGGUGGCAAAGUUACAAUACCAAAAGCAGCUUCUGGUUUGCCAGGUGUUAGAGCUAGAGGCAAAUGAGGGUACUACUGCUGAAAUGGAUAUCAUUGAUCAGUCUCCUAUGGCCUGGCACUUGCUUUUUGAGGAUCAGAGAAAGCAGAUUGUUAUGCUAUGGCAUUUAUGCCAUGUGUCUAUAAUACACAGAACUCAAUUUUAUCUUUUAUUUAAAGGAGACCCUUCUGAUCAGAUAUAUAUGGAAGUUGAGCUCAGACGAUUGUCAUGGCUGGAGCAGCAUUUGUCAGAACUUGGCAAUGCCAGCCCUGCACUGUUAGGUGAUGAACCUGCAGGCUCAGUGUCAUCAAGCAUAAAAGCUCUAAAACAAGAAAGGGAAUACCUAGCAAAGAGGGUGAGUUCGAAGCUAACAGCAGAAGAAAGAGAGGUUCUAUAUGCAAAAUGGGAAAUCCCACCAGUAGGCAAACAAAGGCGGCUGCAACUGGUGAACAAAUUAUGGACAGAUCCUCUGAACAUGCAACACAUAAAAGAAAGUGCUGACAUUGUUGCUAAGCUUGUUGGCUUCUGCGAAUCCGGCGAACAUGUCAGCAAGGAGAUGUUUGAACUAACAUUUGUAAACCCCUGUGACAAGAAGCCAUGGAUGGGGUGGAACUUGAUAUCAAACCUUUUACACUUGUAGCUGCUAACUUGGUUAUCAAUCAACUUCCGGUUUUUUUUUUUUUCUCUUUUAUAUUAAUAGCUGAGCAUUUUGUUAGACAAGCUGCAGUAAGUACAUGUAGUGAAUUGCCUGUAAUUAGGCUGGCCGCAGAAGUGAAGAUCAACCUAGUGACAUUUCUAUUCAAACUUUUAUACGACUAAAACUUAAUGUCAUGAUCAACAGAUGAGUGGCACGCCUUUUUUGAA